Molecule: messenger RNA, 901 nt
Organism: Drosophila subpulchrella
Lineage: Eukaryota; Metazoa; Arthropoda; Insecta; Diptera; Drosophilidae
Product: peptidyl-prolyl cis-trans isomerase 5
Exons: 3
Coding region: 69-686 (205 amino acids)
Biological process (GO): protein folding; protein peptidyl-prolyl isomerization
Cellular component (GO): intracellular membrane-bounded organelle
Molecular function (GO): peptidyl-prolyl cis-trans isomerase activity
Source: RefSeq, a predicted model, not a curated record
CCAUACUAAUCGCCGAUUUCAACCGAAAGAACCGAAAGAGAAUUCAAUCGCUGAAAAUUUCCGGAACCAUGAAGUUGUUCUUAUCCGUGUGCGUGGUGGCCCUGGUGGCCGGCAUUGUCGUUGCCGAUGACAGCAAAGGACCCAAAGUGACCGAGAAGGUUUUCUUUGACAUCACCAUUGGCGGUGAGCCCGCUGGUCGCAUCGAAAUCGGUCUGUUCGGCAAGACCGUUCCAAAGACGGUGGAGAACUUCAAGGAGCUGGCACAGAAGCCCGAGGGCGAAGGCUACAAGGGCAGCAAGUUCCACCGCAUCAUCAAGGACUUCAUGAUCCAGGGUGGCGAUUUCACCAAGGGCGAUGGUACCGGAGGACGCUCCAUCUAUGGCGAGCGCUUCGAGGAUGAGAACUUCAAGCUGAAGCACUACGGUGCCGGCUGGUUGAGCAUGGCCAACGCUGGCAAGGACACCAACGGAUCCCAGUUCUUCAUCACCACCAAGCAGACCAGCUGGCUGGAUGGACGUCACGUUGUCUUCGGCAAGAUCCUGUCCGGCAUGAAUGUGGUGCGCCAGAUCGAGAACUCGGCCACCGAUGCCCGCGACCGUCCCGUCAAGGAUGUGGUCAUCGCCAACAGCGGCAGCAUCGCCGUCGCGGAGGCCUUCUCCGUGGCCAAGGCCGAUGCCACCGAUUAAACUGGCUUGGAAGCGGGCUCUACAUACUGAGCCUCAUCAUCCAUCAGCAAGCAUAACCGAUUUGAUUUAAGCCUAAACGCAUUAUCGAUUUUUCCAGACAUAUGCAUUUACCAUAGCUCGCCAUGUUUAUUUACAUUUUGUUCCGUAAGCAAGUAACAGUGCUCAACUAAGAAAAAGAAAAGAAAUGGCAUAAAUAAAGAGAAUUGUGUGUGAUA